AUGCAGUGCGGUUAUGGGGCUGGCUACGCCGCACCAAACCCUUACAUGGCCAAUGGCUAUGGAUGGGCUCCCCAAGUGCCUUCGAUAAGUGGUCCGUCUGGCUGCGGGUACAGUGGCGAGGGCUUCCAGCAAGGUUCCACAGGCACCACUGGCAUGCAGAACGGCAAGAGCGGAAAGAAUGGAAAGGGUGACGGCAAGAGCAGAGGCAAGAACGGCAAAGGAGGUGGCGACAGAGAUCGUGCACAAAAGGCAUGGUCCAGUGAAGGCCAUGCCGAGGCACUGUCUGGUUUCGAUGCGAUGUCAGUUGCGGCGAGCAGCUAUGUCAAGAAGGCCCCCAAGCAGGUGAAGGCCCCGGCAGAGAUGAAUGCACCCUCGUACGAGGAGCGCAAUCCGUACCGGCUCAAGAACAACAUUCGUGCAUGGCACACGGAUGGUUCUACCGCAUCGGUGCCUGAACCCUAUGGAACCUAUCAUGAGGCGCAGCUGCCCCGUCCGCUCCUGGAUGGCUUCAAGCGUGCUGGCUUCCAGGCCCCCACCCCCAUACAGGCACAGGUGUGGCCUAUUCUAGACAGCGGUUGGGAUGUCAUCGGCAUCGCCAAGACCGGCUCUGGCAAAACCCUGGGCUUCCUGGUCCCGGCUUAUCGUUGGAUGACCGCCAGCUACGUAGCAGGUAUCCGCACCCUGAUCAUGGCACCCACGCGGGAGCUGGCGACACAAAUCCAUGAUGAGGCCAGCAAGUUCGCCGGGGCCUCGGGCUGCUCCAGCGCAUGCGUCUACGGUGGCCAACCCAAGCGCGAGCAGCUGCCGGCCGUGCGAGCUGGAGCUCCGAUCCUGGUGGCCACGCCCGGGCGCCUCAACGACUUCUUGGAGUACAAGGACAUCAAUCUAUCCGGGGUGGGGUACCUUGUCUUCGACGAGGCCGACCGAAUGCUGGACAUGGGAUUUGAACCCCAAAUCCGGGACAUCAUGAAGAAGGUGCCCAGAAAAAGGCAGACGCUGAUGUUCAGCGCCACCUGGCCCGAGGAGGUGCAAAACCUCGCGCAUGAUUUCCUCGGCUCUCCCAUCCAUGUGCAAGUUGGCGACACGUCCUCCUUAUCGGCGAACGAAGACAUCAGUCAACAAGUCUGGAUGCUGAAUUCUUCGGAUGACAAGGAUGCGGCUUUAGUAGAGGCACUGCAGCUCUACGGGGGCCCUCGCCAGCGAGUUCUGGUGUUCGUGGCAAUGAAAAAACAGUGUGAUAUGGUGAUGCGGAUGCUGCGCAAGUACAAGAUCUCGGCUAACACCAUGCACAGCGACAAGGACCAGCAGCAGCGAGAGGAGGCAUUGCAGCAGUUCAAGACGGGCGAGACGGCAGUGCUCAUAGCCACGGACGUCGCGGCACGUGGGCUGGACAUAAAAGGUGUGACCCUCGUCAUCAACUAUGAUUCUGCCAACAGCACUGAAGAUCACGUUCACAGAAUAGGAAGAACAGGCCGCGCAGGCCAGAAGGGACACAGCAUCACUUUCCUCACCAAGUCAGGUGAGGAUGCCUGGAAGGCUAUCGGCAUCGCAGAGGUUAUGCAGAAGGCGGGCUGCGCCGUCCCUCCGGAGAUGAAGCAGGCUCGGGCACACCUGGGUGAGCUCACUUUCACACGUCCGCACUGGGGGCAGUGCUCACUCUCUCCCUCCCUUUCCUCACACUCUCUCUUUCUCUCUCUCCCUGUCUCUCUCUCUCUCUCUCUCUUUCUCUCUCUCUCUCUCUCUCCUCAUCUCUCCCUCCCUCCCCCCCCUCGCACAGCACCACGGCUCAGGUGCCCUAUGUUUGAGCCUGCAUGCAUCCUUAUGCUGCCAUGA
Molecule: messenger RNA, 1833 nt
Organism: Symbiodinium sp. CCMP2592
Lineage: Eukaryota; Dinophyceae; Suessiales; Symbiodiniaceae
Source: the annotation of a GenBank genome assembly